AUGCUACGACCAACUAAUAUUAUAAGUUGUAAACAAGUACGACUAAGGCGGAACUUAGCAACUUUGGCAACUAUACAAGAACCAACCACAUUUAACACAUUUAAUCCAUCUAUACGGCAUGAUCCAUUCAAUUCAAUAAUUAAACCAUUGGAAAUUCCAUUAAAUACAAAACCACAUCCUUUAAUUCAAAUGAAUUUAGAGACGAUAAGUAAACUCACAAAGAAAGAAUUAAACCAUUUGAAUCAAAUCAACUAUGGAGACAUAAAUGAAAAAGCUGAAUUAUGUUUCAAAUUAUCAAAUAUUUUUCAGGAGUUGAGUAGUACGAAACAAGCGUCCUGGAUUUAUAAUUCAAUAAAUGAUGAGGAAAUAAAACAAGUAAUAUCAACAAGUAUAUCCCAAAGGUCAUGUGCAUUAAAUUUUAUAAUUGAUUCUACUAGUCAUAUAACUCAUUCAGAAUUUACAAAAUUAAUCAUAACAAUAGCGAAUGAUGGAAAACCAGAUAAAUCAGAUCGACUACUUAACUUAUUCUCAAGCAUUGCAAAUACAGAAAUGGUAAAUACAAAAUUAAUACAAAUAAAUACAUCAGUGUUUCAAAAUAUACUAAAUAUCAUAGAUGGAAAAGAUUAUCCAUUAUUAUAUUCAUACAUGAUUCAAAUUAACUUUCGACCAAAAUCAUCGAAAAAGUUUCAAGAGUUCAAACAAAGACUACUAAAUGAUUCAAUAAGAUCAAAAUUCAUAGCACAUACAGGUUACAUUAAUCCAAAAUGGCUCGAUUUAAACAAAACCGAAUUUGGUCAAACUCAUACUUUAAGAUUAAUAGAGUCCUUUGCAAUGGAAGAAUUGGAAAUAUCAACUGAAUACUUCAUAUUACAAAAUGAACCAGCAAAAUCUUCAUUAUUCUUAAAUUUCAUGUUAAUGAAGCUAGAAAAAAUAAGUUCCACUAAAAACAAACUUUACAUAGAUCAACAAAUUCAGAGAAUUCUAAACACCGUAAUAAAGUUAGUAAUAAAAUUCAAAGAUGCAUCAAGUGGAAUACAAAUAUUGAACCACAUGGUUUCUGAGAAUUUAAAAAUUGAUUUUCAGAUAUACUUGACAUUUUUACGUCAUUUAAGGUCAAUCAAUCAAUAUGAUGAGUUUAUUUCCAUAUUAAAUGAUAUGAACUUGCAGGAUUUAAAACCAAAUGACAAAAAAUUAUUGGCCAGCGAGAUUCUUUUAUUAAUGAAACAAAAAUUCCCGUCAUCUUCAAAAGUUAUAAUUGGGUAUAUUGGGGCAUUGUUUGAUAAUGGACUUGAGACAUUAAACGAUUUGGGGAUUUUAAGUUUACCUUAUGAGUCAACUAUAGCCAACAAGAUUUCUACUGUGGAUAUUGUUCAAAUUGCGAAUAUUGAUCAAAAUUUAAAAGGCUCCAAAAUAAAUUCAGAACAUCUUGCUCCUGUUUAUGAUGUUUUGUUGAAUUCUUUACAUGAGAAUAAUGAUGCUUCAACUAUUAUGAAAUAUUAUGAAAAAUUUGUUUUAGCAGACAGUGAAUUACAUACAAAUGAUAGAACCGUUACAGUAUUUUUGAAUCAUUUAUUGUAUAAUGGAGAUGAGAAACAUUCAACUCAAAUACCAAUCAACUAUCAAUAUGCUAAACAUAUAUUUGAAUACUACAAGCAAUUCAAAAUUAGGAACAUUUCAAUGCAGAGUUUCGAGCUUUUAAUAGAAGUAGCUUUAAAACAAUUCAAUGACGUAGAAUUUGCAUCAAAAGUGAUGGCAUACACAAGAACUUGCAAUAAACAGUUCACGUCAAAUCAAAUCAUAUCAUUUAUUGAAAAAUUCACUAAAGAUGGAGAUGAAACAAAAGUUGAGUUAUGGUUAAAUCAAUUAAAAUUAAUUGGUAUUGAAAGAACAAAUUCUAGAAAAAUUGUAAAUUCAUUAGAUUCAAAAGAUGCAUAUUUAUAUAAAUGGAGUUUAACUAAAAAGAAAAGAAAUGAUAAAUUAGCUUUAGUAAAAUUAAAUAAAGAUAAUUUGAUGUUUGAAACUACAAAUAAUAGUUUAGAUGAAAUUACUGAAGAAAUAAUUAAUGAUUAA
Molecule: messenger RNA, 2070 nt
Organism: Lodderomyces jiufengensis
Lineage: Eukaryota; Fungi; Ascomycota; Pichiomycetes; Serinales; Debaryomycetaceae
Exons: 1
Coding region: 1-2070 (689 amino acids)
Source: RefSeq, a predicted model, not a curated record